Messenger RNA from Dictyostelium discoideum AX4, 2316 nucleotides. RefSeq lists its product as hypothetical. The transcript is spliced from 4 exons. Gene Ontology annotation, biological process: protein maturation. The coding region runs from base 1 to 2316 and encodes 771 amino acids. NCBI's taxonomy places the organism in Eukaryota, Evosea, Eumycetozoa, Dictyosteliales, Dictyosteliaceae. Gene Ontology annotation, cellular component: endoplasmic reticulum membrane. The record is from RefSeq and is a predicted model, not a curated record.
AUGGAUAAUGAGGAUGAAACAAUAUUAUUUGGUGUAACACCUACCAAUGAGGCAUCAUUGGCCGACUAUAUAACUAAAAAAAAUAAAUUAAAGUCUAUAAAAGAGAAUUCUAGAAAGAAAUCAUUCUAUUUAUCAACAUGGAUAUUUUUAAAAAUGAUUUCAAUCAUUACUUUUAUUGCUUUAUUUUCUGCAUUUAUUCAAAUAAGAGGAUUAGUAGGUGAAGAUGGUAUAUUACCAGUUGGAGAUAUUUUAGAGAAGCAAGUUGCAUCCAAUGAAAUUAAUUCAAUUUGGAUAUUUUUCACACAUCCAACUAAAGGUAUGGGAUUUAGUGUCAAUAAUACAUUGCAUAUGUUAUGUUUUGUUGGACUUUCAUUUAGUGCUUUAUCAAUUUUCACUACAACUAUUGCGACAUACAUUGGUGUAAUGUGGUUUUGUUAUUAUUGUAUUGUUGAUGUUGGUCAAUUAUUUUUCGCAUAUCAGUGGGAUCAACUACUACUAGAAGCAUUAUAUUUAGCAAUAUUUUUAUCACCAUUUAAUCCAAAAUAUGAAGAGAAGCCAAAUACACCAAUUAGAUAUUUAUUGAAAUGGUUAUUAUUUAGAUUGAUGUUUGGUAGUGGUUUAGUAAAGUUAACACCAAUUUGGGCAGGACUUCAAGCAAUGAAUUUUCAAUAUGAAACACAAUGUAUACCAAAUAUUUUAAGUUGGUAUUUAAAUCAAAUGCCACAUGUUUUUCAUGAAUUUGAAACAAUGAUGGUGUUAGCAAUUGAAAUUCUAUUACCAGCACUUUAUUUUGCACCAAGAAUGUAUAAAUUAUUUGCAUCGUUAACAACGGUUUUAUAUCAGAUGGCAAUAUUUUUAACAGGAAACUAUAACUUUUUCAACUAUUUAACCAUUGGAUUAUGUACACUAUUGAUGGAUGAUGCAUUUUUAUUAUCGUUACCAAUGCCAGAUAAAGUUAGAAUUAAAUUGAUUGGUAUUGAAUCAAAGAGAUUUAAAGACUCACCAAAUGGUAGACAAAAAUCAACAAGAGGUUUAGAGAGUGGUCUUUCAAGUUUAAAUCCAAAGAAUCUAUUAGUUCCAUUUGUAUUUAUUUUAAUUGGUACCAGUAGUUUAGUUAAUGUUACACAAUAUUUCCAAAAACAAACUACACCAUCAUUAAUUCAAAGAAUUCAUUCAACACUAUCUUUAUAUCAUUUAACUGGUACCUAUGGAUUAUUCAGUCAUGUCAAUACUGAAAGAUAUGAAAUUAUAAUUGAAGGUAGUUAUGAUAAAACUAAUUGGUUUGCAUAUGAAUUCUAUUAUAAACCUGGUAAUUUAUCGAGACAUCCACCAUUUGUUUUCCCUGGUCACCAACCACGUUUAGAUUGGCAAAUGUGGUCAAUUGCUCAAACAACAAGUAAAGAUUUAUUUAGUAGUAGUAGUAGUAGUAGUAGUGGCACUAUUUCAUCUUCAUCUUCCUCUUCAAUAGAAAAUCAAACUGAAACAACAGCAUCACCAUCAUCUUCAAGUGGUGGUGGUAAUUCAAAUGGAGUAUCUAGAACUCAAUCAAAAUGGGUAAUUAAUUUUAUGAUUAAACUUUUACAAGGUUCACCAGAAGUUUUAAGUUUACUUGAAUAUUCACCAUUUACAACUGAUAAACCACCAAUCUAUAUUCGUGCUCAAAAGUAUCGUUAUAAAUUUACAACAUUUAAUAAUGAAAAUAUAAAUAAUAAUAAUGAUAAUAAUAAUAAUAAUGAUAACAAUAAUAAUAAUAAUAAUAAUAAUAAUAAUAAUAAUAAUAAUAAUAAUAAUAAUAAUAAUAAUAAUAAUAAUAAUAAUAAUAAUAAUAAUAAUAAUAAUAAUAAUAAUAAUAAUAAUAAUAAUAAUAAUAAUAAUAAUGAUAGCAAUAAUAAUAAUUAUAGCAAUAAUAAUAAUAAUAAUGAUAAUAAUAAUGAUAAUAAUAAUAAAAAUAAUAAUAAUAAUAAUAAUAACAAUAAUAAUAAUAAUAAUAAUAAUAAUAAUAAUAAUAAUAAUAAUAAUAAUAAUAAUAAUAAUAAUAAUAAUAAUAAUAAUAAUAAUAAUAAUAAUGAUAACAAUAGUCAAAAUCCAGUUUCUUAUGAUAAUAAUGAAGAAGAUAGAAAUAUUUCAACCAAUGAACCUUCAUCACCACCACCAUCAUCAACAUCCUCUUCUUCUUCUCCUUCUUCUUCAUUAGGAAAUGAACAAUCUAAAGGUGAAUUAUAUCAAUUACCAAAUCAAGAUGAUUGGUGGGUUAGAUGUUUCAUUGGCUCUUUUAUUGAACCAUUCUCUUUAGAUUCAAUUCCAACUACAAAUUGA